AAACCAGCCGUAGGUGUUGAAGGGUUGAGGAGCAAAAGAAAUCUGAAUACGCAUGACCGUCGCCCGGCAGCUCCCGCAUCGGCGAAAUCAUGCGCAGCACAUGUCGGAUAGCAUCGAGGUGGCCGCUCGCACCCGUGCACCGCCGCCUCCGCGGGCUCGUUGCCGCUGCCAUCUCCUCCACAGCGCCCUCUCACGGCUGCCCGCUCCAUGCCGAGCUCGCGCGCCGCGGCGCCCCCGCGGCCGCCUCCCUUGUCCUCUACUCCCGCAUUCGCGCCGUCACCACGCCCACCCCUUUCACCUUCUCCCUCCUCCUCGCUGCCCUCGCCUCGUCCUCUUUCACCACCUCCUCCACCGGCAGCGCUUGCCUCGCCGCGCCCGUCGCGCACGCGCAGGCGCUCAAGUGCGGCGCGCUGGCGCACUCCGUCGUCACCAACUCCCUCCUCAAGCUCUACUGCACCCUUGGCCUCCUCCCCCACGCGCGCAGGGUGUUCGACUCGGGUGCCGCUCUGGACGUGGCCUCGUGGAACACGAUGGUGUCCGGGUACGGAAAGAGCGGUGACCUGGCGGCAGCGCGGGAGGUGUUCGGCAGAAUGCCGGGGCGGAAUCUGGUAUCUUGGAGCGCGAUGAUCGACGCGCUUGUGCAUGCCGAGGAGUUUGGAGAGGCAUUGUCGGUGUUUGAUCAGAUGAUGAGGGAGGGUUUCAAGCCGGAUGUGGUAGUGCUGGUGAGCAUGCUCAAGGCGUGUGCGCAUCUUGGUGCGGUCAAGAGGGGUCGAUGGGCCCAUCAGUAUCUGGAAACGGAGGGGUUUGCGGGGAGGCAAAGGAAUGUCAUGGUUGAGACGGCGCUGGUGGACAUGUACUGCAAGUGUGGGUGCAUGGAGGAGGCCUGGUGUGUUUUUGACGGUGUUCGCUACCGUGACGUUGUGCUGUGGAAUUCAAUGAUCGGAGGGCUUGCAAUGAAUGGUCAUGGUGACCGUGCACUUGAGCUGUUCCAAAGGAUGCUCCAGGAAGGUUUUGUGCCAAAUCAGUCUACGUUUGCUGGUGCUUUGUGCGCGUGCACCCACACAGGCCAUGUGGAUGAAGGGAGAGAGAUUUUCAAGUCAAUGUGGCACCAUGGGAUCGAGCCACAGAGGGAGCACUAUGGGUGCCUUGCUGAUCUCCUUGGGCGUGCUGGGCGCGUAGGCGAAGCUGAGGCUGUAUUGCUGGAUAUGCCAAUGGAGCCACAUGCCUCACAAUGGGGUGCGCUGAUGUUGUCAUGCCAGAUGCACAAUGAUAUUACUGUCGGAGAACGUGUAGGGAAGCGGCUCAUUGAGCUAGAGCCACACCAUGGUGGACGUUAUGCCAUUCUGUUCAAUCUGUAUGCAGUCAAUGGUCUAUGGGAUGAUGCAAGAGCAAUUCGGCAGAUGAUGGUGGAGAAGGGAGCCAAGAAAGAUGCGGGCUUGAGCCUCGUGGAGUGAAAUGGUUGGUUCCACAAUCCACACACCGGACCAGGCAGAUCUAUGCCCUGCGGAAAGGCAAUUGUAGUGCUACCUGCAGCGCCCUGUUCAACAUCAAUUUAUUCUUGCCAUAAAGCAAGAACCUGGAGAAGAGGGUAGGCAGGCAGAUGUUCACCAUCCGCUCUGGUACUAGUUUUUGGCACAAUACCCAGUUCUGCAAUCUCAUCCCUCAUCCUUUCUCCUAUCUUUCUUGUGAUCCACAUGUGACUUAAUUUUUGAAGUGAGCAUGCCUUAGUCUUC
Molecule: messenger RNA, 1733 nt
Organism: Brachypodium distachyon (stiff brome)
Lineage: Eukaryota; Viridiplantae; Streptophyta; Magnoliopsida; Poales; Poaceae
Product: pentatricopeptide repeat-containing protein At5g06540
Exons: 2
Coding region: 90-1454 (454 amino acids)
Biological process (GO): RNA modification
Molecular function (GO): RNA binding; protein binding
Source: RefSeq, a predicted model, not a curated record